This is a messenger RNA of Lodderomyces beijingensis, 1736 nucleotides long. NCBI's taxonomy places the organism in Eukaryota, Fungi, Ascomycota, Pichiomycetes, Serinales, Debaryomycetaceae. The record is from the annotation of a GenBank genome assembly.
AUGAUCAAACUGAUACUAAACAAGACGGUGCUACCGAUACUAGCGGUCAUCAUCAACAACACACCGAGUUUCAUCUGGGCCUUGAUCGAUUUCUUCUUUGACAUCUGUUUCUUUUGGGUCAAGCACUUGUACCACAUCUACUACCGCAAGGACCCCUUGAAGGAGCAGAUCAAGCAGCUCAAGAAUGUGUCGAAUUACACCGAGUGGAAGCAGAUCACUUUUGAGAUUGACAAGUUGACCAAUAUGGACUUGUGGCGGCAGAACUUUAUCAGCAAGCACUACGACUAUGUGCUCAUUAAUGAACGGUUACGGUUGCUCCGUGAGGCUCGAGAGAAGCAGGACUCCGCCCAGAUCAUGUCGUUGUUGCGAGCGGGGCUUAUUAGGAACUUUGGCGGUAUUGCCCAGAAGCGGUUGUACUUAAAGUCGUACAUGGGUACCAAAUUCAAGAUUGAGGAGUACAUCAAUGAAGUGUUGAACUGUUUGAAUUUCUUGAACGAUAGUUUGAGCAGCAGCAAUGGCGACGACUACAUUAUGAAUAGCAAGCAGUUGAAGUUGGAUUUCUUCCAUGACGCACGGCAGAGCUUUGGAUGCACGGCGUUGUUGUUGCAAGGUGGCUCCUUGUUUGGGUUGUGCCAUUUGGGAGUCGUCAAGGCCUUGUAUUUCAAGAGGUUGCUCCCGAGGGUCAUUGCCGGAAGUGCCGUGGGGGCCGCAGUUGCCUCGUUGGUGUGCACGUUGACCGAAGAGGACUUGAUUCCGAUCUUGGUCAACAUUGAGGAGCUCAUGAAGAAUAUAGAUGUGUUGAAUCACGAGAUUGACGAGAGAUACGGCAAUGUUAUAGAGAAUGUCGUCAAGAAAGGCUACAGCCAGGAUAUCUUGUUGUUUUUGAAGUUUGUCCGUGACACGAUUGGAGACUUGACGUUUGAAGAAGCAUAUAUGAAGACUAGGAAAAUAUUAAACAUCGUGGUGCAUCCGACAAACAGAAGCGUGCCUUCGCUUCUCAACUAUAUCACGGCGCCAAACGUGAUCAUCUGGACCGCGAUCUACGCCUCCAUCGGGACAGGGGUGUUGUCGGACGACAUUGCGUUGUACGUGAAAAACUUCAACAACGACAUUGUGCUCAAGGACCCCGAUAUCGAGGUGCGGUACUUGAAACCGCAGGACGUUACCUAUCAAACUUCGUACUUCCAGAAAAACUUGUCGGUUAACAUCCAGCAUCAGUCGCCUUAUACAAAAUUGACCGAGUUGUUCAAUGUCAACCACUUUGUCAUCAGUUUGGCGAGACCGUACCUUGCGCCCUUGAUCAGUAAUGACUUGAAACACUACCAUGCGUCAUACGGCAAGGUCAAGUACGACAAAAAGAGAAAGAAGUACGAGGAAAAGGAAAUGACCAAGCGUGAUAUCGAAAAGUACACAAAGGACACCGGCUUCAACUUUAUGAAGCGGUUCAAGACCAUCAUUGGCAUGGAGAUACAGCAUCGGCUAGUCGUGCUCAACAAGCUUGGCUUGUUGAAUGAAGUGAUGAAGCGGUUUUUCAUCGAUGAAAAGCCCACUGCGCUUCAAUACUUGGCCUCCAUCCGCGAGGUGACGAUAGUUCCCGAAGUUCGCUACUUGGUGAAGGAUUUCGGCAGAGUGUUUGAUGUGCACCGCACGUUGGAGAAUAUCCCGUACUGGGUGCUCGUUGGAGAACGAUCAGUGUGGCCUCUUUUCCCGCUUUUGUGGACGAGAUGCGCCAUUGA